Messenger RNA from Corapipo altera (White-ruffed manakin), 4786 nucleotides. RefSeq names its product cereblon (gene CRBN). Gene Ontology annotation, biological process: protein ubiquitination. The transcript is spliced from 11 exons. Gene Ontology annotation, cellular component: Cul4A-RING E3 ubiquitin ligase complex. NCBI's taxonomy places the organism in Eukaryota, Metazoa, Chordata, Aves, Passeriformes, Pipridae. The coding region runs from base 52 to 1392 and encodes 446 amino acids. The record is from RefSeq and is a predicted model, not a curated record.
CCUGCCGCCCCGCCCCGGCCGCUUCCCAGGCUCCUCUCCGGGUAAACAGCGAUGGCCGCCGAGGAGGGAGGCGGCGAGCCGCGGAACAACAUGGGGAACCACCUCCAGCUGGUGCCCGCAGAGAGUGAGGAAGAAGAUGACAACGAAAUGGAAGUGGAAGACCAAGAUAGUAAAGAUGCAGAAAAGCCAAACGUCAUUAAUUUUGAUACCAGUUUGCCCACAUCACAUAUGUACUUAGGCUCCGACAUGGAGGAGUUCCACGGGAGGACUGUCCACGACGACGACAGCUGCCAGGUGAUCCCGGUGCUGCCCCACGUGAUGGUGAUGCUGAUCCCGGGGCAGACGCUGCCCCUGCAGCUCUUCCACCCGCAGGAGGUCAGCAUGGUGCGCAGCUUAAUCCAGAGGGACAGGACCUUCGCUGUGCUCGCCUACAGUAACGUACGUGAAAGGGAAGCACAUUUUGGAACAACAGCAGAAAUCUAUGCCUACAGGGAAGAGCAGGAAUAUGGAAUUGAAACAGUCAAGGUGAAAGCAAUAGGAAGGCAGAGGUUCAAGGUGCUUGAAAUAAGAACACAGUCAGAUGGAAUCCAGCAGGCCAAAGUGCAGAUCCUUCCGGAGCGCGUGCUGCCCUCCACGAUGGCAGCAGUGCAGCUGCAGUCCCUCAGCAGGUGCCACGUGUUCCCCUCUCCCAAACCUUCCUCCUGGCAGGACCGAGCCAUCCGCCAGUGGUGGCAGAAGUACCAGAAGAGGAAGUUCCACUGUGCCAGUUUGACAUCUUGGCCUCCCUGGCUCUACUCUCUGUAUGAUGCUGAAACCUUGAUGGAAAGAGUCAAGAGGCAGCUACAUGAAUGGGAUGAAAACCUUAAAGAUGAAUCUCUUCCAACAAACCCAAUAGAUUUUUCUUACAGAGUUGCUGCCUGCCUGCCCAUUGAUGAUGCUUUACGUAUCCAGCUGCUCAAAAUAGGCAGUGCUGUGCAGAGACUCCGCUGUGAAUUAGACAUUAUGAACAAAUGUACAUCUCUCUGUUGUAAGCAAUGCCAAGACACAGAAAUAACUACCAAGAAUGAAAUAUUCAGCUUAUCCUUGUGUGGCCCCAUGGCAGCCUAUGUGAAUCCCCAUGGAUACAUCCAUGAAACCCUCACUGUAUAUAAAGCCUCCAAUCUGAAUCUCAGUGGACGGCCCUCGACAGAGCACAGCUGGUUCCCUGGGUAUGCCUGGACUAUAGCCCAGUGCAGGAUCUGUGGGAGCCACAUGGGCUGGAAGUUCACAGCCACCAAGAAGGAAAUGUCCCCUCAGAAGUUCUGGGGGCUGACACGCUCCGCUCUCCUGCCCCGCAUUCCGGAGGGGGAGGAAGACUCCGACCACGAGGGCUCCCCCAUCCUCUGCCUGUGACCUGUCACCUCCUGGAGGGGCUUGGCCAGGGCUCCUGCAGGUGCAUCUGCUCAGUUCUGCUUCUGAUGCUUCCUUAGACCUGAGAACCCCCAGGACCCCCAACCACACUCACCAAUCCAAGGAGACAGGCAGGGUCACCGCGUUUGGGAGUGCUGUGUGUCCGUGUUCUGUUCCUUCAGGAACGCUGAGACUGAAGGCUGAGUCCUUAAAGGGAGAGCUGAGGAGAGGAGAUGGCUUGAGACACUCAGAAAGGAUGGUCCAUCUGGACAGAAACAGGAGACAGCAAGAAAUCUCUGAUCCAUGUGGCCAGAUUUGAGACUGAACUUUCUCCGUGUAUAAUUCCCACUUGAGGGAGGAAGAUGGGCAGGAACUAAAUCCUGGCUAACCACAGCCUGAUUUAUGCAAUAGCCCCGGGAUGGUAGAUACCAGUUACUUGCUGCAGAGUAUUUUCCAUAACACACUUACAAGUGGUUUUGCUGAGAAUCCCUGUUUCUGACUCUGAAGUACUUCAGGUUUUCUGCUUGUGCUGUUUCUCAGAUAUUUGCUGACUAACCAUGGAAGAGAGAACAAGGCUGAAGUAUUUCUGGCUGAUCUAAGUGUUGGUGGCAGUGCUGGAAUGGGCAAAAGCAGGAGCUGCUGCUGCCUCACAGGAUGGAACCCAUGGGAAGUGUUUGUCCCUUACCGGUUGUCUGAUCUAUUUAGCCUCUUUGACUUUAGAAGUCUUAAAUUUUAAAUUGUUUAUAAAAAAUACACAGGUCAGUCCCAGGGCAGAAACAACAUUGUCAUUUGCUGUUGAAUGUGCUUCAGUUACUUGUCAAAAUUGUUACUGGGAAGGUUUACCAGCAGAGGUAUCCAGAAUUCUGGGAAGGACUCUCUAAAACACGCCACUGAGGGGAUUUUUUAGGACUAUUUAUCGUGACAAGGGGGAGGCAGCAUCUCUUUAAUUAUUUUUUCUUUUGCACUUACAGAUCAUAAAGUAAAAUUCCACGUUAUCACCUUACAAAGAGGAAAAGUUUCUAAAUAAAACAGAUGAAGGCAGAGUGUUUUGAGGGAGGUUGUUUUUUGGUAGGUUGUUGUUUUAGUUCUGGUGGGGGUUUUUUUGUCUGAAGUGUUAUCUGCCAAACUGAGGCAGCUUUUGCCACUGGUUUAUUGGGGUGAUUUUCCCUCAGAAUUCACUCUGGUGAUGGAAGCUGGAGAUUUCUCCCUGUGUUUGUGCACAUACUCACUUGUUUUUCUUGUGAAGCUUUAUCAUUCACUCUUUAUUUCUUCACUUGCUAAAUACAAUGACACAAAACUACUUGAGGUUUAAGACAUGAGCUGUUACUUGCUUGUUCUCUGUCGGGCACCAGAUGUAGCAAGGCCAGAGCACUUCAGUUGAGGGUCGAGUCCAAGCUUGUCCCACAAGGAGCUGAUUCCUGUGGGAAUGUGGUCCCUGCAGCUGGGAGCACCCAGGUGUGACCCUGAGAGGCUGCUGAGGUGUUUGUCAUGCCAGGUAUGUAGGAACUGAUGAUUGUGUAACUCAGAUUUAGUUCUCUGAAGCUUUCUACCCCUGUGCUUCUGUGGCCUCCUUUGUUCCCCUCAGACACCCUUAAUUCCGUGUUUAAUUCCGUGUGCAGUGCUCUGUGGAGCAGUGAACUGUGAAAAGCAGGGCUUGGGAUACAGCUCUGCACAAACAGGGGGUGACUGAUGGCUCAUUUUCUUGGAGAAAACAUUCUGUGUUUUCAUGAUGUUUCUGUAAUAAGCUUUGAAAAGGCUGGAAUGCCAAGCACCGGGGUGAGAGGGAGGCUCUGGAUCCUCUGCACUUGGAUAACCACUGGAACCAUACCUGGCUCCCCUCACACCCUGCACACACAAACACACCUUGGCUGUAGACUUGGUUUAUUUUUUCCCCCCAAAAUCCCUCCUAUCUGUUGUUCCCAUGACCCUCAGGGGGGGUUGGUGGCAGGUUUGAGGGUGUUUUCCUCUGCUGCCAUUGGAAUACUCACCGAGGGGAUGGGGAAGGGGCUUUUCAAAAGGAUUUUCUCAGCUGUCACUGAACUUCAUAAGGUCUUUGGAAAUUUUGGCUGAGUCUUUUGGAUUGUCUCAACUAAAAAUGUUGUUAUGUUGGUACUGUUUGAAUCCAAAAUAGGCAUAUUUUUGGGAUUGUGUGUAUGUAAUCAAAUGUAAACUAAUAUAAUCAAGGUAAGUCAGGAGUAAAAUUAGCAGUAAUUUCAUUUCCUUGUUGAUGAUGCUGUUCCAUCUGCCUGACCUGUGUGAAGUUUGCCAUGUGGAAGUCCAGGACACUUUCCAGGUUGCAAACAAGUGUGAUGUGGGUUGCUGAGGAAUCCUGCCAUGAAUCCAGCACAGUGAGUAAGCAGAGUGUACAGGACCUGGCUUCCAGGGUGGGUGGGGCUUGGGGGUGGUUCUGUCCCUUGGGUCAUGUUUUCUGUGCUUUUCUCUGUUUUGAAGAGAAAACUCUUAGGUUGGGAUUAUGGGAAAUGGUUACAAGUAUGGACAUGGAAUGCUUUUGAGAGCUAGAGCAAAGGAGAUGACACUUUAUGAUAAUUUGCUACAUUUACCCCAUUCCUUGGUUGUAGCUUCCUGCAGGAAUUAGCCAGUGGCUGCUGCCCCAGGGGAUCAUUUUUCUCCUCUGCCACCAUCCUCCUCUGCCCUGAGAUGUGGGAACAGGGCUGUGGAAGAGCUGCUGUGUGUCUGGGGAGGGGAGGGGGUGGGAUGUGCACCCUUUGGGACAGGAGGAGUGUCCUGCAGGCAGCAGGACUGAUGGAUCACAGCUCAUGGAGCACAGACUCCUUCCCAAGCCAUCGUUGCACCAUCACAAUCAAGAGCCUGUAAUAUUGCAGUUUUCAUAUAUUUAGUUUAAUUUUGAUUACCAGGUCGAACCACAUAGGCCAUUUGCACACUGAGUCAUGUUCAAAUGCUCUUUGUUUUAUAAUAAUGCUCUUUUUGUACGUGCUGCAGUUCAUUUGUUCCUCCCACUGUCACCUUGAAUUGCUCUGUGAGGCUGGUGAGGGGCAGCCCUGUCUCCUCUCUAACUCUUCCUCUCUCUGCCUUUUGGGACAACUUUUCUGACAAAUCUUGUUGCUUGCAAACAUUUGCAAAGAAUAAAAUUCAAUUUGUUUCAAAACUCACCUGUUCUUUUGCUGAUUGCUGGGAUGGGAAAAAGGCAAGGCUUGGGUUUAUGUUGUGUUUUAAACAGGUUGGCUGCAAAAGUCAUGUGGAAUGAAAGAGUUUUGGCUUCCAAGUCUGUGCAGGCUGGACUGGCACAGACUAAUUAAUCAACUAAUCCAUUGUAGAAAAGUAUUUUACUUGACCAUGUGUGUAUCAAACUGCUUCAUCUCUUUUGACAUUUAAAUAGUCCAUACUCUGUAAAAUAUAAUGUGUUUACUCAAACAAA